UCAUAUUCAUCCAAUAAAGACGGGUAACUGUUGCGUCACACUUGCAGGCGCCACUCACAGUCCGAGUUUCGUUUUGUAGCUGAGCAAGACGACAGCCAUAUUUGACUUAGAUUUCAUGUCCGUGUGUCAAGAAUGUGAUCUCAAUCUCAAAGACACAGCUGCCCGCCUAACAUCAGAAGAUGGAGGCUAAACACGUUAUCGUCAUUCAGAGGAACCACAAGUUCCUGAAGGAGCUCCUUAUGGUGGAGCCUGUGCUGGACGCCUUGUUGCAGGACGGCGUCUUCACACAGGAAGACUAUGACAACUGUAGACAGGCCGGGCCAGGGAAGUGUGAGAUGCUGUUAGAAAUAUUGAAGAAGAAAGGCGUGGAGGGAUACAGGACACUGUGUGGGGUGCUUGAUUCCACGCAACCGUUCAUUAAAGAAAGACUUGAUGCAACGUCCUUGGAAGGAGGCAACUCCUACCUCGUCUUUGUUAACAAACUGAAGGUGCAAUCCGAGCACAGAAAGGAACUUGCCGGAAAGGACGAGCAGAUAGCAGAGCUGCAAUCUGGAAUGGAGGAUUUAACGAAACAGCUGGAAGACAAACAGAAGGAUUAUGAUACACUGGGGGAAACAAACCAGAAAGAAAGAGAGGAACUCAUGUCACAGAUGGACAAACAGAAAAAGGAAAUCGAAACUUGUAAGCUGAUAGGCAAUACUUCAUACCCAGUAUCUCCAUAGGUUACAUGGUAGAUU
Molecule: messenger RNA, 737 nt
Organism: Haliotis rubra (blacklip abalone)
Lineage: Eukaryota; Metazoa; Mollusca; Gastropoda; Lepetellida; Haliotidae
Exons: 4
Coding region: 180-722 (180 amino acids)
Biological process (GO): regulation of apoptotic process
Source: RefSeq, a predicted model, not a curated record